GCUUUCAUUGCGGUGUGUACCGCUGCCCGGGGCCGCGCAGCUCGGCGCCUCGCACGGGCCCUGCGGCCGGGCUGGGGCAGCGCGGGGCUCCGUGUGCCGCCGAGCUCUGUCCCGCUGUCCCCCGGCGUGCCGUGCCGCGGCAGAGGCUCCCCGGCGGAGAGCGACGUGGCACCGCCGCCACGGAGCCCUGUCCCUGCCUGGCUGGGCCAGCCCCGGCGGGACGGGGCUCGGCCGUGGGUGCUGCUGCCUGGUCCCUCUCCUGGCUGCAGGGUCCGGCUGGGUACAGAAUGCGUCCUUUCCCAAGGAGCCCCGAAGAAGUAUUGUCCAAUUAUGUUGCUUUUAUGUCUCAUUUAUUAAUACCCAUUGCUCUCUUUGCAGGGCUCUUGUACACGGACAAACAGCCAGUGCUGAGGUGCAGCACAUGUCCCCUGGUGUUUAUGGGUUCGGCCGUGAGGAUUCUCUUAAUGACUUGUUAAAUUAGGUGUGGCCCAAUGUGUUUGAAACCUCUCCUCACAUCAUCGAAGCGGUUAUGGGGGCUCUGCAGGGCCUCAGAGCUACUGCUGGGCCCUGCAGGGUGUCACAGUACUGUUUACAGGCUGGGCUCAAUGACCUCGGAGGUGUUUUCCCUCCUCGCUGGUUCUGUGACUCUGUGACCUUGUCCUCACCUCUGGAGGUGCAGAUGGAGGUCGGUGACUUGCUGGUGGAGCUGUGGUGGCUGCUGCUGUGCCCCUGUGCCUGCCCAGCCCGGGCUGCUGCAGCUGCAGGGCUGGCACGAGCGUGCCUGGAGCACACAGGGGCCCAGCCAGCCCGGCACGGAGCUGUGGGCUGGAGAGGCCUCCUGGCAGCCCUGCCUGGCCUCCAAAACCAGGAGCAGACAGGGCCUGGAGUCCUGCAGGUGCCUGUCCCUGCUCAGGGCUGCGUGGGCGUGGGGGCCAGUGUGGCAGCCUGGGGCUGCCCUGGCCACCGCUGGCCCUGUGACCCGCUGGAGCUGCUGCCAGCACAUGAGGAGCAGGGGGAGCUGCUGCAGGGCUGGAGGUGCUGGGGCCAGCAGUGGCCAGCACUGCCCCACACCUUCCCAGUGCCCUGCCUUCCUGCCCCACAGCUGCUCAGUGCACGGGGUGCCUUGUGGAGCCCCACGGGGGACAGCAGGUGACACAGCAGCACGCCCCUGACAGGCACCUGCAGCUCGAGUCUCUGCAGCAGGACUAGCAGUCCUGCCGUUGGCCAGCUGGCCACUGGGCUGCAUUGGCAGUGGCUGCAUCGUCUGGCAGUGCCUCAGGGCCGUGAAGGGAGAGCAUUCCUUUGCUCCUGAGGGCAGGUGGGACUGGAGGGAAGCACCUGUAGGGACCUGACCCCCGCUGGGCACCGCACAGAGGACAGCAAAGGGCUGUGAGCCCUCCUCCCUGUCCCUGCUGCUCCACAGCUCCUUUCCUGGUGCUGAGCAGCCCAGAGGAAAGGCAGGUUGCUGGCAGCUGCCUGCUGUCUGCACCCAGUGGCGCAGAAAGUGGUGAAAUCACAAGUGGAAGUACUCAUGUGGGGCAGAUUGGGGUCACCUCGUCAGGCCCACUGGAGCCUGUAGAAGCUCAGCUGCAGAAGCUGCAGAAUCCACCCGUGGCCGUGCCCCUCACGGGGGCCAGUCCUGGCUGGUGCCUGCCUCGGAGGUAGAGAGGAGGGGCUUUUGGCUGGGGACACACGCGGGACACUCAACUGCGGCUUUCCCUCAGCGUCACCUCAGCCCGCAGACGCCCACCGCUCUCAGAUCUGUGCCCGUGCCAGGCGGGAUGGUGGUGGCGAGGGCUGGCUGCCCUCACUGCCAAAAUCCCCCCGCUGGAGGGCUGGAGGUUCUCCAGCCACUGCCCAGAGCAGGACUGCCCAAGGGCUGGGCCAGCCCGGGGCUUUUCUGUUCCGUGGCUCUGAAGGACUGCAGACAGGAGUUGUGCAGGUGGGGAGGAAGGGGAGCGUUCCUGCCCUGCUGCUAGCGGAGUUUGCUCAGGCAGGAGUUCCAGCUGGAGCAGGAGCGCGCUGCAGGAGGGUCGAUCGGUGUCGGUGAGUGCUGGGCUCGCCGCGGCCGGAGGGGGAGCAUGGCCAGCCAGGGCUGGGGGUCCCUGCACAGCCCAGCCCGGGGCCAGCGGCCGCGCCCCGCGGGAGCUGAGCGUGCCCGCAGGAGCUGGGCCAUGGCCACACCCCGCUGGGCUCCACGAGAGACCUGGCACCCCGAUUGUUUAAGAUUUUCUAAACCUUCUGGUGUUUACAUUCUUGUAACGAACUUUCUCACGCACUUUAUGUAAAUAACUCAUUGUUUUGCACUCUUUUCUGGAGGAGGAGAAAUUUGACAGACUGUUGGUUUGUCCAGUGUCAUUGGCACUGUCACCCUCCAAUCCACUGUCACUUUUGGAAAUCUAUAAAUGUUGGAGUCAAAAAAAUAAAGGUCCCUUUUUUACCUUGGAAAGGACAA
This is a messenger RNA of Haemorhous mexicanus (house finch), 2455 nucleotides long. RefSeq lists its product as uncharacterized. Lineage: Eukaryota; Metazoa; Chordata; Aves; Passeriformes; Fringillidae. The record is from RefSeq and is a predicted model, not a curated record. The transcript has 2 exons. The coding region runs from base 530 to 1153 and encodes 207 amino acids.